This is a messenger RNA of Nannizzia gypsea CBS 118893, 1251 nucleotides long. RefSeq lists its product as hypothetical. Lineage: Eukaryota; Fungi; Ascomycota; Eurotiomycetes; Onygenales; Arthrodermataceae. The coding region runs from base 1 to 1251 and encodes 416 amino acids. Gene Ontology annotation, cellular component: mitochondrion. The record is from RefSeq and is a predicted model, not a curated record. The transcript is spliced from 2 exons.
AUGGCACACCAACGACUCCCUUUUCUCUACCCGAAUCUCCUACGGUCCGUCCGAGCUUGUGAACCUACUACUUAUCGAUCUAUACGUUUCCCGGCCCAGCGAACCCAUUCCGCGGGGCUUCAUUCCAGUCGCGCAUGUGAGCAAGACACACGCUUCCAAAAACGAUAUGGGCCGGCUGUUGAGCCGCGAGGACCUUCAUCUGAAGCGUCUAACACACGGUCGGAAUCUAGCCAAAACAACGUAUCAUCAAAAGGAGAACUGGACCGGGGGACAGAAAAGGACGAUAAAGUGGAAGAUGACAAUGGACCACCCUCAAAACGAAGCGCAUCGGAAAGUGAUACCCAACCGUCUGAUAAAGAUCAAACCAAAGAUGCGGCAGCUGGGUCAGCGUCGGAAAAUGUCUUUGAUGGGAACAUUGAGCAAACCGAGCCUCCUGGCUUAAUCGAGAUUGGGUCCACUGGCGACGGCCCAUCUCAGGGUGACUUGGGAUCUAUUUAUAAAAUGUCGAAAUGCGAGCCACAAAAGGAUCAGGACCAAGCCCAACCAAAUGCUAUGGAGCCCUAUAUCCAUCCUAAUAGCCACAAACCUCCGCAUUCAGCCCCAUUUGUCCAUCACUUUGACACGUACACAAUGGUGAGAGACCUGAAUAAAAGCGGUUUUACAGAGCAGCAAUCGAUCGCCAUAGCCAAGUCAAUUCGCGGUUUACUGGCAGUAAAUCUUGAGUCAACCCGUUACAGGCUGAUGUCCAAGUCUGAUUUUGAGAACGAGGUUUACCUUUUCCGAGCAGCAUGUUCGGAGCUUCAAACCUCUAUUCAGUCGUCUCGGAAUACUGAGAUACAAUCGCAGCGAACUCGACGGGCUCUCAUACAGCAUGAGUUAGACAUUCUGACCCAACGCAUGACUCAAGACCUUUCUGGGCUAAAGGAUGACCUAAAAGAGAUGUUCAACAAUCAGAAAAUUUCGACUAGGGAACUUCAACGGUCAAUUGACACAGCAAUCCAAGAGCUCAACUAUCAAAUUACCGUAUCUCUCAACAGUGACGGGAAAAGCGAAGUAGAGGGUCUUCGUUGGGUUCUAACUCGGAGAGCCGUUAUUGCAGUUGCCACUAGUGCCAGUAUGAUUAUUCUUGCUUUAAGGUACCAAUCUUAUAAGGUUCAACAACGCGAAGCUGCAGAGAAAGCUGCAAAGAAAGCCGCGGCAGAAUCCGAAGAAGUUGCCAUCGGUGACAUUGUUCAAGUCACCAAGCAGUAA